CUGGAUCACUUGCAAGGCUGGAAAAGAGACCCAAGGCCUGAAUCGACCACCAAGUCAGCUUUAACUUUUGCAAAGCCCCCUCCCCUAGGUGCUGCAUUGGGUGGCGCCAAAUUGGCGGAAAUAAAAGACUGGACUGUGGUUUCCGCUUCCGGACGGAGUUUUUAUUGUGGGGAAGUGCAGGGAAGCGGGCGACAUAGAUUUGACCGCAGUGGACUCGAUGGACCACGCGGAGGUCGAGGGUUGUGACUUCCAGGAGCCAGGUCAUUCGGGCAGAGUGUUGGAGGGUCUGCACAGCCUGUGGCAGAAGCAGGCGUUUUGUGAUGUGACACUGUGCUGUGGGGGACAGGAGUUCCCCUGUCACCGCAUCGUAUUGGCUUCCUCCAGUUCCUACUUCCGGGCCAUGUUCUCGGUGGGGUUUCAGGAGUCGCGGCAGGAACGUGUGGCGGUCAACGGGCUGGAGCCACAGAUGAUCGGUCUGCUGCUGGGCUACUGCUACUCUGGCCGGCUGCACAUCUCCGGGGCUAAUGUCCAGGGCCUUCUGGCUGCCGCUAACCUCCUGGACAUCGGCCCGGUGAGGGAGGCCUGCUGCCAGUUCCUGGAGCGGCAGAUGGACGAGACCAACUGUGUGGGCAUCCACUGCUUCGCUGAGGCCCACUCCUGCGAUGAGCUGCAGGCCAAGAGCCUGGCCUACAUCCUUCACCACUUCUGCGCCGUCCGCACACAGGAGGAGUUUCUCGCUCUCUCUGCCGAGAAGCUGGCCCAGAUCAUCUCCAACGACGACCUGAACGUCUCCCGGGAGGAGAUGGUCUUUGACGCCGUGCUCCUCUGGCUGGAGAGGGACCAAUCGAGGAAACUGGUCUUUGAGAAGAUCCUGGAGCAUGUCCGCCUGCCCUUGAUCAGUCCGUACUACAUCCAUGAUGUCAUCGAACCGCAGAGCGUUAUCCACGACUCUCUCCCGUGCCAGCGACUGAUCGCAGAGGCCAAGGACUACCUGUUGUUACAAGACCGACGAGGCGAGAUCUUUGGCCCCCGGACCAGGCCGCGGAGGUCAACAGGGAUAAACGAAGUGAUCGUUGUGGCUGGCGGGGAAGAUGACAAGGUGGUUCUGCGGUGUGUGGAAUCCUUCGAUCCCAUUGGCCGUGAAUGGAAGUGUCUGUCUUGUUUGCCCUUUGCCAUCAGUAAACACGGGCUGGUUGCAUCAGGUAACACGCUGUAUGUGGCCGGAGGGGAGUAUCCCGAUGGGUCUCCCAGCAAGGACAUGUGGCGUUAUGACCCCUGCUAUAACAUGUGGCAUGAGAUGUUCCCAAUGAACGAGGCUCGUUCUGAACUAGGCCUGGCCAUGCUGGACGGCUACGUGUUUGCAGUAGGUGGAUGGGAAGGAACUUCCAGGCUGGACUCCAUCGAGUGCUACAACCCACGCACCAACUCCUGGCGUUUCCUGGCCCCCAUGAAGAUUGCAGUGACCAGCCCUGCUGUUGUAGCACUCAAAGGUCUCUUGUACGUAGCAGGAGGAGCGGUGCUGGAAGACGGAGAUGGAAUGAAUUUGGUUCAGGUUUACAACCCAAAGACCAACACCUGGACUGAGGUGGCUCCAAUGCAGAUUCCUCGCUCUGGUUCUGCUGCCUGUGUUCUCAAGGGGAAGAUCUAUGUCAUUGGCGGCUGGCACGCUUCGACAGAGAACACUGACAAGGUGGAGCAGUACGACCCCAAGACCAACAUGUGGAAGAUGUGCGCCCCAAUGAACGAGAGGCGGUAUCGGCCAGGUGUGGCUGUGAUUGGCGACAAGAUCUACGUGAUGGGAGGAGAAGAGGGCUGGGAUCGGUACCACGACACCAUUGAACAGUACGAUGAAGAAAAUGACAAAUGGGAGAUCUUUGGAGAGAUGCUCGCGAGUCGCAGCUGGUUGAGUUGUGUCACCGUGCAGGUCCAGAAAGAGACGUGGCCUAGUAUUUUUGUGGAUUGAUGGGGAACUCUACCUGUACAUAAAGAGCAUUGUCUACAAUCUUGCAGAACAAUUGUCAAGUGCAGUUUGCAGAAUCCGGUCAGCUGACAUCCACUGGAAAACUCCACAGUUCUCCACCGUUUAUAGAAGCACUUUAGGGCUCAUUUUUCAACUGUUGCAGCCUGGGUGGUAACUUCUGUAUUUAACUCCAUGGGUUCCAAAAGGGAUUUGGGAGGGGUUCUUGGAUUGGGGUGGGUAUGUUUCCUUUUAUCUUUGAACUUUGCAUUGUGGUGAGAAUAUUUCUCCUUGCUGUUCAUUGGCUAAGGGUGGGUUCUCACCACCCUCCUGUGUGCCUCUGGUCUGAGUGUGUACAAGAUACAUCUUCAGAUUCGUACUUGGAUAUACCAAAAAAUGGCUAUUGUAAAACAUCUCUUACCCUCCAUCAUGGAGCGAUAUAGUGAAGUCCGCACUUUAGCCUUGACGUUUCUGCCUUUUGUAAUUAGACUGGUACAGGAGUCCUUUUUUUUAAAGAAAAACAAACUCCUGUGUUUUCUAUAGAACCUAAAGUAUUGGGGUGGUGUUCUGACUACCUCGUCUGCACAGAGAUCUCUGCUUUCUCAUUGCUUGGAUACCAUGACUUCUGAAGAAAAAUAAUGAACUGACAUUGAACUUUUCUACGUUGUCAAUUUUGGUACCUUGUAGUAGCUAAAUCUGGGUUGAGGACUUUUCUUUGUAUACAAAGUGUUUAAGAAGUGUGCAGUCUUCUCCCAGUGGUAAUGUUUAGAUCUGAAGGCUGCUUUUGGUGUGUUGCACCCAUUGCUAUGUGUUGCAGUGUUUGAGCUCGCACUGUGCAGAUGGUGUAAAGUUCUUUGCCAUCCUAAACAUGGGAACUUCUAAAUUUGUUCAGUUUAAUGAAGGUAGGUGCUUUAGAAACUUUAUACUGCCCAUUUUUUAAAUGGGUUUCAGGUCCACACCCAGCCAGAUGGGUGAUGGUACAUGAAGUUUGCGAUUGUCUGACGUUGACUGUCACUGUCUACUUUGACGUCUUAUCUCUGAGCCACUGCUUGAAGACCUUGGUUUCUCCUUCUUGGUGCCACACAGCCAGCUGUCCAAGAGUCUUGACCCCAUUAAACCUGUUUAUCGCAUAUCUCAGUCAUGUGCUAAGAACUUUCUGAUGGUGGGAGAGGUUAAUUGGUAAGAUCUGAGUACCUCUGGACCUUCACAAGGAAGCUGGCAUCCUUUGUGGAUGUAAUGGUCUGAUGGUUUUAUUACAAAACUUGUUGCAGUUUAAUUCCCUACCAAUUUCGAAGGUGCUGUCUCUCUCGUCAUCUCUUGUCAGCUAAUUGAAGAACACUACCUUGUAUUCUCGGGCUGUUAGGACAUUAACUGUUUGAGAACUGCCUCAUUUUACACCUCCAAAAAUGUUCAUGUGAAGUUUCAAAUUAUGUUGCACAAGUUUAUAAAGAUUAUAUAAUCAUGAAUUUAAGCAAUAAAGAUUUUUUUACGGCUGUAACUCAAUGUAUAACCCUAUGGGUAUUUAAGAAAACCACUGCUCCUGAUAAAAUGUGCAAAACUGCUUUUAUACCUCAGUAUACCAAAUUAAAUAAAG
Molecule: messenger RNA, 3551 nt
Organism: Mobula hypostoma (lesser devil ray)
Lineage: Eukaryota; Metazoa; Chordata; Chondrichthyes; Myliobatiformes; Myliobatidae
Product: kelch-like protein 20
Exons: 9
Coding region: 218-1963 (581 amino acids)
Molecular function (GO): protein binding
Source: RefSeq, a predicted model, not a curated record